AUGGAGUCUCCUUGUGGAUGCUUCGGCUCUCUCAAGUAUGCUCACAGGGGAUGUGUGCAGAGAUGGUGUGAUGAGAAGGGGAGUACCCUCUGUGAGAUUUGCCUUCAGAGUUUCGAGCCAGGCUACACAUUGCCUCCAAAGAAAACUCCGGUGGUUGAAACGGCGGUCACUAUCAGUGAACAUGAGGACAUGCAAUCUUUGGAAUCUCCGGUGGGCUUGAUUGACGGUGAAGAUUACACCAGGUUCUCCUACACCGCAGAUCAAUGCGCCACAUGGUGCCGGUCGCUGGCGAUCACGUUCACCAUUAUGCUGUUGGCAUGGCAUCUGGUUGCAGUGGUGACGGUUGAAGCAGCAGAUCACUGCGCGUUCAGUCUCCUGACAAUGUACUUACUUCGUGCUGCUGGUAUCCUGCUGCCGCUCUACGUUGUUAUGCGACUGAUUCACAUCGUCCAGAGUGGUCAGAGGCAGUAUCGGUUGCAGCUGCUGGAGGUUGAUGGUGGUGGUAUCAAGGAGAUGAUUUUAAUCUAUCAAGUCCAUAAUUUAGAGGGAAAUUUCAGUAUCAAAAUCCUAAGUCUGUACAAGGACCACAGAAGUACUAAAGAAAGUGAAGGCCCAGCAGAUGCAGUUCAGCAGCAAAGAUUUGAACCAAAUGAACAGUCGGAUCUUGCGCAAAAUUCAGGCCCAGAGUCAUGCCAUUCUCAUUGCUUUUAG
This is a messenger RNA of Miscanthus lutarioriparius, 711 nucleotides long. Lineage: Eukaryota; Viridiplantae; Streptophyta; Magnoliopsida; Poales; Poaceae. The record is from the annotation of a GenBank genome assembly.